CUCGCUCGGGUGGCUGGCCAGGUUCUCACGACGCUGUUUCGGAUGCGGAUCUUUCCUCUUUUCCUCCUCUGUAUCCGGAUUAGAGCUUUUUCCAAGGACGGAACCAGCUCUGCCUGGCAGUAGCAUCCUCCCCAUUAUCAUAUUUUCUCUCUCUUUCCUUUUUAAAAGAUUUUUUUUUUAAAAAACCGGGCUCCCUUUCUUCUCACCACUACGUCCCUCUGUGAUGCCUUCCCGGCCGGGAGAAAUUUGCCUAGGGUCGUGGGACAGCUGCCUAGCCCACCUUUCAAGGCGCUAGGCAGCAUUGAGGACAUGACCCUUCGGUUUUUCUACGAUUGGUUAUUGUUUCAAGCGAAAGGAAAAUAGCGUUCUCCUUCCGUGGACUUCUGCACCCAAAAUCCCCGUUUUUUUUUUUUCUCCUCCUCCUUUCGCUCCUGCCUCGAUCGGGUCUUUAGCGCAAGCCUCCCUUUUGGGUUUUAAAAAGAAAGAUUUUUCGGGGUGCCCCCCUCCCCAUUUUUGAAAAAGAAAUCCCCGCCUUCCCAGAUCGACUUGCGCCCCACUGAUUUCACCUUCCUGAAGGUUGAAGCCGGCGGCCAGAUCCCGCGCGUGGCGUGGCCAGGAGGAUCUCCGGGACUGCAAUGAUUUGAAGAUCUUGUGACAGAAAUUUCCAAGGGUUUUGUGGUCCUGCCUUUAAACCCGCUGAGUCUUUGAGUUGGUUGACCGAAAGGAUGGGAUCCGCUUGGAAGAGAUGGGUCUUCGCUGUGGUGCUGCUUCCCCUGACUUCAUCCAUGCAUUCUGAUUGUUUCAUCAAGAAGGAACAAGAAGCCUGUUUAGACUACAUCCAGAAACUGACCAGCAGCAAUGGAUCAUCCCCAGGUUGCGCUGGGAUGUGGGAUAACAUCACUUGCUGGAAACCAGCCAUGGUGGGUGAAGUGGUCUAUGUCAAAUGCCCAGCUCUCUUCACCAUUUUUAAUUUAGAUUACGGUUGGGAUGUGAACAGCAUGGCGUAUGCGCAGCCAGGAGAGCUUGAACCAUUUGAGAUUUCGGAACAAUUUCCAGAUGGAGCCAUAGAUUUUAAGUUGAUCAGUAGGAACUGUACCCAGGAAGGCUGGUCCGAACCAUUCCCACAUUAUUACGAUGCCUGCGGAUUUGACGACAAUGACACCACGCCAUGGAAUGGCCAGGCUUACUACUACCUCUCUGUUAAGGCUUUGUAUACAGUUGGCUACAGCACAUCCCUCGUUUCGCUCACCACCGCCAUGGUGAUUUUGUGCCGUUUCAGGAAACUGCACUGCACCCGGAAUUUUAUUCACAUGAAUCUUUUCGUCUCCUUCAUUCUGCGUGCCAUUUCCGUUUUCAUUAAAGAUGGGGUCCUUUAUGCAGAGCAAGACAGCAACCACUGCUUUGUCUCGACGGUGGAAUGCAAAGCAGUGAUGGUCUUCUUCCACUACUGUGUGAUGUCCAACUAUUUCUGGCUUUUCAUUGAGGGGCUGUACCUCUUUACGUUACUUGUGGAAACCUUCUUUCCAGAGAGGAGAUAUUUCUACUGGUACACUAUCAUUGGCUGGGAUCAAUUUUUUGCUUUUUGUCGGCAUCAUCAUUAUCUUGGUUCAGAAACUCCAGUCUCCAGACAUCGGGGGCAAUGAAUCCAGCAUCUACUUCAGCUGCGUUCAGAAAUGCUACUGUAAGUCCGAGAGGACUAACCAGCAUUCUUGCAGGAUGGCUGAACUAUCCAUCAUCACCCUGCGGUUGGCCCGGUCCACCUUGUUACUCAUCCCACUCUUUGGGAUUCACUACACAGUGUUUGCCUUUUACCCAGAGAACGUCAGCAAAAGGGAGCGGUUGGUUUUUGAACUGGGACUCGGCUCCUUCCAGGGUUUCGUGGUCGCUGUGCUCUACUGCUUUUUGAAUGGGGAGUUUCUCCCUCAAGGUGCAAUCCGAAAUCAAGAGAAAAUGGCGGAGCUGGAAAGUCAACCGUUAUUUUGCUGUGGAUUUCAAACACCGCCAUCCCUCCCUGGCAAGCAGCGGAGUCAACGGGGGGACUCAACUGUCCAUCUUGAGCAAGAGCAGCUCACAGAUCCGGAUGUCCAGCGUCAAUGCCGAGAACUUGGCCACAUGAGCCCGUAAGACACCCCCUCCCGCCUCUUCUCCCGCCAGGCACCCUCCCAAAGAGAAAGAGAACGAUGAACCGUACUUUGGACACCACGAAAGGACCAUAUUUACCCCUAAAUAUGAUGGCUUUCGGGGUGUUACUUCCGUCUGCCUCUUUUUUAAUAAUAAUAAUAAUAAUAAUAAUAAUAAUAAUAAUAAUAAUAAUAAUAAUAAUAAUAAUAAAAAAAACAACAACAAAUCCACCUCCCUUUGAUGGAAAGUUUCUGGGGUUCUGAAGCUUGUCAUCUCUUAUGGGUGGAAGAGAAGCUUCACAAAGACGUUCCAUCUAAGGGAACGAGGUCCUCCCGACCAAAAUCACCUUGAUGCGCCCCCUUGUCCCAAGAGCCGAACCCCCCCCCCCUCCAUCACUCCCGUCCCUCAUUUCCCUGGUACCAUUGGUGAAUUUUUUGGUUUCAUGAGUUAACAUCUCAUGAAGUUGGGGGCCUCAUGUCCAAAUGCUUCUGAUCCCAACAUCUUGGACCAUUGGGGUCCUCUUGGGACCGAGAACAACGUUGUGCAAACACUGAGCCAGGGGUGACCCCCCCCCCCUCACCUCCCAAUGCUGGUGGGCAUUGUGGUCGCAGAGACGGAUCCUACCAGGAUUGGUUGAUGGAAAAACCCCAGCCCUACACUGUGGGGGGAUCAGAUUUUCCCUCUUUUGGGAAACUAUCUGAAUAUUUUGGGGGUUUUUUUUCCUUUUGUUUCUUUUGUUAAGCUGUGAAUCUUCUAAAAUGGCCAUCUCAGUUCCAUAGAGUUAUAUUUUUUGAGACAGGCAAUUUUUUUUCUUUCUUGUUUUUUUUUUUUUAAUAGAACUAAUAUGGAGAUAGAAAUAAAUAUUUCCCAACAUUAAGUGCCGAUUAAUUCCAGAUACCUUUUCUUCCAAACUUCCAGCAUCAACCCCGUUCACGGCUAACGAGUCACAGAAAAUAGGGUGAGGGGAGGGACUUUGAAGGGAGGAUUUGGGUUGACUGUCAAAAGGUGGGGGGGGGUUGCGGUGUGUUAUCAAAGGGCAGAUGGGUUAUGUAGUUGGGGGAGGAGAUUCAUUUUGGGGAGAGCCACUUGCCCUUUCUUCCUCCUUCCUUUUUUGUUUCCUUCCUUCUUUCCGUCCUCUCUUCCUUCCUCCCUCCCUCUUUCUU
Molecule: messenger RNA, 3284 nt
Organism: Thamnophis sirtalis
Lineage: Eukaryota; Metazoa; Chordata; Lepidosauria; Squamata; Natricidae
Source: RefSeq, a predicted model, not a curated record